GCGUGGUGGAUGGGGGGGACACAUUUUGAUCAAAAAGUGCGCUAAGAGCCUCCAUUUUUUGACCAAGUGUGCUGCUGCUUUUUUUGUAUACUCUGUAUUUGCCACAGCAGCGUGCACCCGUGUAUUAGGAAAUAAAAGGGUGAUUUUCUUGGAGAUAUGUAUUUUCUGCCACUGCUCACCCACUCAAGAGUUCAGAAAAAUACAGACAAGUUCACAGUGAAGAAGAGCGUUCUGCAGGCAGAAAUUUACCAAUAAAAAACAAAAAACAUUUCAACCAAGUUUGGUGCAACCUUUACUGCUGUCAAACUUUCUGAACUUUUAAACCAGGAUGUUGCAAGUGGAAAAUGCUUGAUGACAGAAUGAGAAGAUAUGUUGCGAGCCUCUGUAUGUUGCUUUUCAUACAUCUGGUGCUAUAUGGUAAAACUGAUAUGUGCUCUGAAAUGAAGUCAGAAAACCUGGACUGUUUCUCCAAUUAUGCUGAUCGUAUAAGCUGCAUCUGGAACAAAGGAUCAUAUCCUGGAAAUGGGUCAUUCCUUCUCACUGUAAUUGAUUAUUUUUAUAUGGAAGCUUCUGGAGACUGUAAUCUUCUAUCCAGCACCGACGAUGGCAACUUUCACUGUAACAUAACUGGCUUAGUUAUCACUGAGACAGAUCUUUAUAUAAUAAGAGUAGAAGAUUUAUCCACAAGAAAACAUCUUUCCGCUAUCGAAGAUUUCCAGCCGCUAUGUAACAUCAAGCUGGAUCCGCCUUCUGAUCUUUCCCACAACUUCACUGGCACCGUAUACAACAUAACAUGGGGAAAUUGUAAAUUUAAUGGAGAAUCAAGAAUACAUUAUGAAUUGCAGCUCAAGAAAGAAGCAUCCAGUCUGAUGGUUACGAAGAAAAUUACCCAUGAUACAUAUGUGGAGAUGAUGUUAUCAGAGUUCGAUAAAGGUGACAACUAUAUUAAGAUUCGAUGUAGGACAGAAAACCAAUGGGACUACAAAAGUUAUUGGAGCGAGUGGAGUUCAGAGCUGAAGAUCCAGAUUUCUGAAAUGGAAAAAGGACAAAAAGAAAACAUCACUGAUCUCAUCAUUAUAGUGACUAUAGUGACAGUUAUUUUUGUGUUCCUGUUAUGCUUCAACCUGUCUUCAAGAAUAAAUGUAACUUUUGUGAAGAAAAUUCCAACAGCAGCGGAUUUCUUUCAUCCUUUGUAUCACAUACAUAAUGGGAAUUUCCAGGACUGGGUUAAGUAUCCAAAUAAAAGUAAGAAAGAUAAGAGCGGAAGAGCACAGCACAGCUUCCCCCAGGACCUAUACAGAAGCACUGUAUCAUAUUUUCAUAAAGAAGCUGUAUCCCCUGUUGAACUUGAAUCUCCAUUCUCUAAGGAAGGCUUCUCCCUGACCCCUGACACCCGCUGUGACUCCAUGCCUUGCUCUGAUCUACUGACGGAGAAAGAAGCGUCUUUAGAUGGAAUGUAUCCCACAUUCUUCGGCAGUUUCCCUGGUUUUAGCGAUGACAUCGUGAAUGAGAAAGACAUUGUUUGCACCUUGGAUUGUCCAACAGACUAUUUUUCCUACGAUGGAAACUAUGUUGCAAAUUCACAGGAAAUUGUUGAAUAAUUGUCUUAAUCUUAUUCAUCUUUUAUCUCCGACUUAAACUAUAUACAGAAUAUUUCAUUGGCACCAAUCAGAUCUCAUGGUCAGAGAUUAACUUUAAUGUGACACAUUUACAAUGUUUUUAGUAGUCAGGGUGACAGUUUUUAUUUCUAGAAUUAUUUCAGAGUAGAGGAGCCCUUGAUAUGUGCACAAUUACAAUGAAAUACUUUAUAUGUAUAUACCAGUUUUAACUAUAUAUACCAUGUAAUAUAGUGCAGUUUAUGCACAUUGAAUACUACAUUCCCUAUACUUACAUUUAGUAAAGACUUUAUUAGAGACCCUCCUCUAGUAGCAUGUUGGACCUCCACUGGCUUUAAAAACCACAGAAAUUCAUUAUGGCAUAGAUUCCACAAAUUUUGUUAAGUAUAUUGGUGCGGAAAGGAGCAAUUCUUCUAGUUGCUGCAGAUAAGAUGGAGAGCCUGACAUGCUUUAAAUGGGCACUGUCACCAACUUUAUUUUUUGAUAUGUUGCAGUACUUAUGUACUACAACAUAUCUCUAAUAUACUUUUAUUAUUUUUUUUUUCAUUAAAAAGGUUUAAUUUACAUUUACAAACUGGCUACUGAAAAAGGACUGAUUUUGGAGUGGCAAUCAGUCCUUUUUCAGUUAGGCUGCACUCGCUCCCUGCCUGUCAAUCAGACAGGCGGGAGCGAGCGCAUUGGCUCCCCGGCCGCUGGCUGGGAGGCCACUCCUCCCGCACAUCCCCUCCGCCCCCUCAUCGCUGCCGCUGUCCCUGCACGCCCGCUGCCGGACUCUGCAGUAACUGCAAGUGUAAUGAGGGAACGG
Molecule: messenger RNA, 2421 nt
Organism: Hyla sarda
Lineage: Eukaryota; Metazoa; Chordata; Amphibia; Anura; Hylidae
Product: interleukin-21 receptor-like
Exons: 11
Coding region: 345-1601 (418 amino acids)
Biological process (GO): immunoglobulin mediated immune response; cytokine-mediated signaling pathway
Cellular component (GO): external side of plasma membrane
Molecular function (GO): cytokine receptor activity; protein binding
Source: RefSeq, a predicted model, not a curated record